GGUUCAACAGUAGAGAAGCUUUACCUUUCGUGCAUAUCUUCGUUUUUUUCAGAACGAAGGAACCCUAGAGCGUCAAUCGCCUUCUCCCCUUCACUACGAUCACCUGCGUCUGCGUCCGCGUCUGCGCCGUCUGUUUCGUCAAUCAGAGAGUGGUUAAUAUUUUAGAUUAUUCUCUUCAUCGCGAACAAGAUGUCUUCAUUGACUGCUAUUGUGCCGCUCACUAUUACAUCAAAGGCAUCUCUAGGCAAAACAGAUAUGCAUGGUGGAAGAAUUCAGUUUGCUCAAUCUGCUCUAGUGAGGCCUGUUACACGAUCUCCGUGUUUUCAAAGCAGAAAGCCCAUCUCAGGUUUUACUCGAAUGCAGUCUACCACAAUAAUAUGUGCAGCUGCUUUGAAUGCGAAGUGUAGUGCAGAGCAAACCCAGACUGUUACACGCCAGUCACCAACAUCAGUAAUUACCAAUGCUCCCAUUCAAGGCAAGGAAAAAUCACCUGAGCUUGAUGAUGGGGGGACUGGAUUUCCACCUCGUGAUGAUGGAGAUGGUGGUGGCGGUGGAGGCGGCGGUGGAGGCGGCUGGAAGGGAGGAUUUUUCUUUUUCGGCUUUCUUGCAUUUCUGGGCUUCUUGAAGGAUCAAGAAAGCGAGGGGCCUUAUAGGGAAGACAGGAGAAGAUGAAUGGACUAUAAAAGCAGCUUUCUAGUUGGUUUGUGAUAUUUUUUUCCCCACCCUUCCUGUAUCUGAGUAUCUAUAUUUAAACCGUGAAAGAAUAGGACAAUUUCCAAGAUCAUCUAGAUUAAAACAAUAGUUACAAAAUUCUUUGA
Messenger RNA from Macadamia integrifolia, 818 nucleotides. RefSeq names its product protein FERTILITY RESTORER RF2, mitochondrial-like. The record is from RefSeq and is a predicted model, not a curated record. NCBI's taxonomy places the organism in Eukaryota, Viridiplantae, Streptophyta, Magnoliopsida, Proteales, Proteaceae. The coding region runs from base 190 to 672 and encodes 160 amino acids. Gene Ontology annotation, biological process: thylakoid membrane organization; chloroplast organization. The transcript is spliced from 5 exons. Gene Ontology annotation, cellular component: chloroplast.